Molecule: messenger RNA, 2078 nt
Organism: Caretta caretta (loggerhead turtle)
Lineage: Eukaryota; Metazoa; Chordata; Testudines; Cheloniidae
Gene: ELF4
Product: E74 like ETS transcription factor 4
Biological process (GO): regulation of transcription by RNA polymerase II; cell differentiation
Cellular component (GO): nucleus
Molecular function (GO): sequence-specific DNA binding; DNA-binding transcription factor activity, RNA polymerase II-specific
Source: RefSeq, a predicted model, not a curated record
AUGAAGCUGCGGACAGCUGCAGUCCUGUCACACCGGGUCCCGCAGGGCAAAGGCACCACAGCUCCCUCCAUCUCUCCUGCCAGUGCCUGUCUCUGAUGCUGGGCCAUGUCACUAGCUGCCCACCCCACUGAUCUGGGAUUUGAAUUUGCCAGCAGCAGCUUGGAGGAGAUACACCAGCUUGAUGACCCACUGGCCUUUCCUGCCCCACUGGAGGAGCAGCUUCCCUGCACAGACCUGCUGUGUGUGUAUUCGGGGCUGGAACUGGAUGAGGUGCCCAGUGGCAUCAUGGCAGAUGGGCUGCUGGACAAGCCCGAGCCGCAGGUUGUUGGGGACAGUGUCACAGUGCCAGGUGACGCUGAGCAGCCAUUACCCCCCAUUGCAGCUGGCGAGGGCCUGCUCUGGGUGGAGUCACCCAACAACAUCUUGGAUGAGAAGCGCCUGCUUGGUGGCACGGGGGCUUCCCUGGACAGAGGGGCCUGCCCCCUGGGUCUGGGGGAAGCCAGCGGCCUGCGCAGGUCUGAGGAUGAGGAGAAUCCCCUGCCUGGGUCCACCAGGAAGCAAACAGGGAAGCAGCCCAGGAGGAAAGGUCGCAAGCCGAAGUCCCCCCGCUGCCUUUCCCCCAUCACCACCCCAGGCUUUCCAAUCUGCAGGAAGAGCAAGGACGGCAAAGGUAACGCCCUCUACCUGUGGGAGUUCCUGCUGGCACUGCUCCAGGACAGGAACACCUGCCCCAAGUACAUCAAAUGGACCCAGCGAGACAGGGGCAUCUUCAAGCUGGUGGACUCCAAGGCAGUGUCCAGGCUGUGGGGAAAGCAAAAGAACAAACCCAGCAUGAACUAUGAAACCAUGGGCCGGGCACUGCGGUACUAUUACCAGCGUGGCAUUCUGGCCAAGGUGGAAGGGCAGCGGCUGGUAUAUCAGUUCAAGGAGAUGCCCAAGGACCUGGUGGUGAUUGAGGAUGAGGGGGAAACAGUGGGCACUGUGAACCCCAGAGCCAGCCGCUCGGCCCCCAGGCCCUCUUCCAGGACUGCCCCCCUCCAGAGUGCCCUGUUCCCCACUCGCAGCAAGAGGGAGACUGCACCAGUGACCCAGCCUCGGGAGCCUACAGCUGCACCGUGUCCUGCCCCCAAGGUGCAGCGGGGGGCCAGCAUGCCACCCGCCCAUGCCGUGGGCUCCCCGCUCCUGCCCGGUCGCUUGGGGCUGGGGUCCCUGACUCUCCAGCCCAUCCCACUCAUCACAAUGCUGGCCCUGGGAAAUGCUGCCAGUUCUCCUUUUGCAAGCAGCACCCCUGCUCCGGACAGGAUCCCGCUCCAGCCUGGGUUCCCCAUGAAUGGGUUCCCCCAGCCACUGCCAGGCCCGGGCAGCAAUAUCCCAGCAGCAGGCCCCCUCCUGCCUGCUGCCCCCCAGCACUCCUUGUCUGGUCUGCUCCAGCCAAUAGCUCUGACUGGCCAGCCAGGCACUGUUGUUGCCACCAUCAUUGGGACAAUGGAGGCCAACGGCAGCUGCCUGGCUAUGCUGGAUCACCCACUCCCAAGCCUGCUUUCCAGUGAUCCUACCACGUUCGCCGGUGUGCCGAAGACACAGGCAUCCCAGCAGGAGAGCCUGCCCGACCAUGCAAAGGUCCAGGAGCUCCAGCCACUAGCUCUAAGCAGCUCCCAGGAUGGCAAAGCAACAGCAGCCCUGCCAGCAGGAGGCACUGACAGCUGCACCCAACUCAGCCACCCAAAGGUGGGCUUGACACCUGUGGUGGAACUGGAAUUAGCCAUCAGCUCGGAGGUGGCGUUCCCUGGUGAGCGGAUGGCUCAGCUCCUGACAACGCCCAGCUCUGCCCCAGGCCCUGCAGCUCUGCUGUCUCUAGGCAGUGGUGACAUCAAGGAGGAAUGCUGGGAUAUGGUGUGAAGUGCGCAGAUGCACCCUCGGCUCCAAAGGAUGCUGGGAAAGCCUAGUUCCCUGGACUGACAGGAUCCAACUCAGAGCUGGGGACUGCUGGGGCCAGGAACGCUGGGAGAGGGGAGCCUCACAGGCUGCAUGCCAUUUGCUUCUUGCCCUCACCCAUUAAAGAGACAUUUUACACCAGA